Molecule: messenger RNA, 1645 nt
Organism: Alternaria rosae
Lineage: Eukaryota; Fungi; Ascomycota; Dothideomycetes; Pleosporales; Pleosporaceae
Product: vacuolar calcium ion transporter /H(+) exchanger
Exons: 3
Coding region: 206-1483 (425 amino acids)
Biological process (GO): intracellular calcium ion homeostasis; calcium ion transmembrane transport
Cellular component (GO): fungal-type vacuole membrane
Molecular function (GO): calcium:proton antiporter activity
Source: RefSeq, a predicted model, not a curated record
ACCAUCGUUGUUCGGCUUUCCUAACCAAACCUCCAUCGCCGCCGACCGUCCGACCGGGGCGCAGCACAGCACCCUCAUCAACCUUCAUCGCGUACUUGGCCCACGAAUUAUAUAUCGCUAACCUGUGCCCUUGGCAGAAAACAUAAAGCAGUCUUUCCACCGUCACGGUCGAGCACAGAGUUAUCACCGCCACCAGCAGCAGACCAUGCCCCAGCCCGCCAACGGCCGGCUCCACGAUGAGCACACCCCGCUCAUCGGGCGCACCCAGAACUACGAGGAUGAAUCGCGCGUCAAGACUAUGCCCAAGCAUGUCUUGCAUUUGAUCUAUGCGACACUCGCCAGCAACUAUGUCAACGUCUUCCUCGUCUUCGUGCCGCUCGGCAUCAUCGCCGGCGCAUUGCACUGGAACCCUACCGUCGUCUUCGUCCUCAACUUCAUCGCUAUUAUCCCUCUUGCCGCACUCCUGAGUUUCGCGACUGAGGAGCUAUCCGCUAAGCUUGGUCAAACUCUUGGUGGAUUGAUGAAUGCGACAUUUGGAAAUGCCGUCGAACUCAUUGUCUCUAUCGUUGCACUCAAGCAAGGCGAAAUCCGAAUUGUCCAAGCCAGUAUGCUGGGCAGUAUUCUGUCCAACAUUCUUCUUGUGCUCGGAUGCUGCUUCCUUGCCGCGGGCCUGACUCAACACGAGAGCCGAUUCAACGAGACCGUCGCAUCUACCAUGUCCUCGCUCAUGGCCGUCGCAUCCGCCUCGCUCAUCAUUCCCGCCACCCUCUACGCCGUCAUGCACAGUGACAACAAGAAGGACAACCUCGAGACUGACAAGAACAUUCUGGUCCUCUCCCACGGCACUGCCAUCAUCCUGCUCAUCCUCUACAUCCUAUACCUCUACUUCCAGCUCUACUCCCACCACAGCCUCUUCGCUGAUGUCGAGAAUCAAGAGGGUGGCGGCGAGGAGGAGGAGGCCCAGAUCUUGUCACCCGUCGCUGCCGGUGUUGCGCUGGUCCUUGUCACCGUCCUCGUAGCUGUUUGCGCCGAGUUCCUUGUCGACAGUAUCGAUUCGAUUGUAGAAUCCGCACACAUCAGCAAAACAUUCGUCGGUUUAGUGUUGAUCCCCAUCGUCGGAAACGCAGCCGAGCACGUCACCGCCGUCAUCGUCGCAUACAAGGGCAAGAUGGACCUCGCUAUCAACGUCGCCAUCGGAUCCUCCAUGCAGAUCGCUCUCUUCGUCACUCCCUUCCUUGUCAUCCUCGGCUGGAUUAUGGGCCAGCCCAUGACCCUCCACUUCCAGGGCUUCGAGACAAUGAUCUUCUUCAUCUCCGUCCUGAUCGUCAACUACCUGAUCCAGGAUGGAAAGAGCAACUACCUCGAGGGCGCCAUGUGCAUUGGCAUCUACGCCAUAAUCGCGCUUGCGUUCUACAUCUACCCCGACAACGCGGCCGGCGACAUCACCGUCGACGUUGUCAAGCGAUUCUUCGCUGUCAACUAGAGCAUGCAAAUGCUUUAGUUGCAAAUUGAUUCGCGCUCGCUGAGCGGCGCGGUGAAUCCCAUUUCCUUUGUACAAUCUAUGUUCUGCUCUAAUAUAUCUUGGCACAAGACUACAGAACGGAAGGGCCUCUUCGUUUUCCUAUUUGCUACUGCAUUUCCUUAG